AUGAAGCGUGGCUCAGGACUUCACUACUUCGGCGUCUUCCUCCUCUUCGUCGCCUCUCUCCUCCUCCUUUUCGUCACCAUCUCCGCACCUGUCAUCAACCAGCUAGGACUCCUCAAAAUCGAUCUCGGUCACAUGGGCAAUAAGAAACAAUCCUACUCGUAUUCCUUUGGGACUUUCGGCUUCUGCUGUCUCAACUGCGGCGUCAGUGGUGCUGAUCGAUGUACUGGUCGCCACAUCGGAUACGAGCCCUCCCGAUACCUUUCCAUUGUCCAGGGCACUCCAUAUGAAGAUAUCAGUAGCGGUACGGCCGAUGGUCUGACACGGGUCAUGGUUCUACACCCGAUUGCAUGCGGAGUCGCAUUCAUCGCGUUUCUGCUGAGUAUAGGUGGUGGCAUCGUCGGCUCGCUAGCAGGCGCAAUCGCCGCUGCAGUCGCUUUACUCCUGACAUUGAUCGUCAUGGCUACAGACUUUACAGUGUUUGGGAUUCUGAAGAAUCAUGUCAACGAUGAUAGGAGCGCAUCGACGGCACACUUUGGAGAUGCCAUCUGGCUGCUUGUUGCGAGCUUCAUCCUGCUGUUCCUGGGAAUGUGUAUCGUCUUCUUUACGUGCUGUGCAUCGAGGCGGGAGAAGAACAGAAAGCAGGCCAAAAAUCGGGAGAUUGCUAGCACUCCAGUGGAGAAGCCGAAGGGGGGGAAGAAGAAGAAGAGGUUUGGCAUCUUCUGA
Molecule: messenger RNA, 723 nt
Organism: Sphaerulina musiva SO2202
Lineage: Eukaryota; Fungi; Ascomycota; Dothideomycetes; Mycosphaerellales; Mycosphaerellaceae
Product: pali-domain-containing protein
Exons: 2
Coding region: 1-723 (240 amino acids)
Cellular component (GO): plasma membrane; cell division site; growing cell tip
Source: RefSeq, a predicted model, not a curated record